Penicillium expansum is the source of this 1689-nucleotide messenger RNA. Its product is annotated as fungal specific transcription factor domain-containing protein. Gene Ontology annotation, molecular function: DNA-binding transcription factor activity; transcription cis-regulatory region binding. Gene Ontology annotation, cellular component: nucleus. Gene Ontology annotation, biological process: positive regulation of transcription by RNA polymerase II. The transcript has a single exon. NCBI's taxonomy places the organism in Eukaryota, Fungi, Ascomycota, Eurotiomycetes, Eurotiales, Aspergillaceae. The record is from RefSeq and is a predicted model, not a curated record. The coding region runs from base 1 to 1689 and encodes 562 amino acids.
AUGAACCACGCUCUCUCGUCGUCGCCAAGUUCUGGAGAAAACGACUUUAGCCGCCCUAACUAUGCUGAGAGAUAUGAUUCCAACCUCGCGGCGCACUUUUCGACUCCUGGAUUCGUACCAAUAUCAUAUCCUUAUGAAGUUGAUGUCAGAACCGAACGCCAAACAUUUGUGAACGAUGUACCUCUGCGACAUGACUCUUCGGUCUCAACCUUCAAUGCGAUGGGCCCGCCACAGCUUCACGCUACACUUCCCACUUUCCGGUCAGAUGAAUGGUUUCAAGAAGAAUAUUUUGACUCUUCCCGUCAAUUCUCCCAGACAAAUACAUUCCUGGGUGGUCCAGGCGUUGGACAAUCUCAGGCAUCCUCCCUACAAGCCAGUAUUCCUGUCAAUGACUAUGACCGGCCGCUUCUGGAUCAUUUCGUGGACAAUGUCUUGCGUAUGAUUUUUCCAAUCCUGGAGGUUCAUCAGCGUGGCUCUGCACGAGCUCGGUCUGUUCUUCAGUCUCUGGAGACAAACAAGUCCUACUUCCAUUGCUGUCUUAGUGUUGCUGCAAUUCACCUCAAAACAACAAGUCGACUAAAUGGUGAACAGAUCGAUCACGACAUUAUGCGUCAUCGCUUUGAAGCCAUUUCCGAGUUAUGCAAAUCUCUGAAUAGGGAUGCUGACCAUGACCACAUUCUGGAUGCGACUCUUGCGAUGAUCUUCUUUCAUUGCUCGGUUGGUGCGCCCGAUGAUUACCUCCCUGAUAUCCCCUGGAACGACCAUUUCCAAGCUGCGUCAAACCUGGUCAGCAAACUGGAUCUGACCAACAAAAUGAUUCCAUGUGGUCCGAUGCACACAGUACCCCCAUUUAGCAUGUCUUUAACCACCUGGAUCGACAUUCUGGGUGCCACAAUGCUUGGGAAAACACCCCAGUUUGCUCACUCUUAUCGCGCUAAGCACCUUAGUGGAACACCUUCUGGUCUCCGAGAACUCAUGGGAUGUGAUGACCGUAUUAUGUACCUCAUCUCUGAGGUUGCCUGUCUAGAAGCCCUCCAAAUUGAGGGCCGCCUUGACUCUGCCGCUGUUUGCACACACAUAUCUGCUUUGGGCAGUCAAUUGGAAUACACAGAAGGUGCCGAUACAACGCUAAUGAGCCCGUACUCAGCGGAAACCGGGGCGAUUCGCCCCGAUGCGUUGACAAAAACUAUGACUGCCAUUUUCCGCCUUGCCGCCCGCAUUUAUCUCUGCGGCCUCAUUCCUGGAAGUCAUCGCAACCAGUCCAGCAUUAUUAAUCUUGUCAAUGCAUUAACAGAUGCCAUGGCUUACAUUCCAGCGGGGCCUUUUGGCUUUGAUCGCUCUCUUGUUUGGCCACUUCUCAUCGCUGGUGCUUUCUCUACUCCCUCCAGCUCAUUCCGUCAAGUCUUGCAUAAUCGAGUGACUGCCUUGGGAGAUCUUGGCGAAUUGGGAAGCAUUGGUCGCAUGUACCAAUUGUUGAAUGAUUACUGGCGGUUAUCCGAUGAUCCUGUCAGUCCGUCCUUCCCUUCAGGACAGCACGCGCCCGAGGCAGGAUAUCAAUUCGCGGAGACAAGGCAGAAUGCUAUCCCUUCUGCUCCUCUUUUGUCACCUGGCAUGCGAGAAAUCAAGAGGCAGCAGGUUCACUGGCGAGAUGUCAUGAACCGAAACGGCUGGCGCCAUCUUCUGAUUUGA